UUUUUCAAAAAAUUUCGAUUUUUAAAAUAUUCCUUGAGUUGGUCAUUCCUUGAGUUGGUCGUUCCUUGGCCUGUCUUUUCCUUGACUUGUCUGUUCCUUGAGUUGGUAUGUUCCUUGAGUUGGUCGUUCCUUGACUUGUCUUUUCCUUGACCUGUCGUUCCUUGACUUGUCGUUCCUUGACUUGUCCGUUCCUUGAGUUAGCCCGACACGGAACUUAUGUAGGUGCAUAAAUAAAAGUAUGUACAAUUUACGGAAAAUAUGACGGAAUGCAGAGUGGCGAAUUUUAUAAUAGGUGAAAAUUCUGAAUUAAUCAUGCAGGUUCAUGCGGAUAUUGGGGUGAAUUUCACGACUUGUUGGCGGAAGUUCAUGAAGGAAGUUAGUGUGUUUACAUUCAUUUUUAGUGUUAUUGUUAUAAUGAUUGAAGAAAAUUGGUAUGAAUCUAUUCGGGGCUUUUUAGUUGACAUCACAGGUGUCUUAUACAAUAGCGGUGGAAUUGCCAUUGAUGGAUCUAUUUUAGCUGUUAACAGACUUUAUAGUGAGUCCAAUGUGCGUUUUGUAAGUAAUGAAAGUUCAUCAACGAGGGAAGGAAUUUGUACAAUGCUUCGUAAACUUGGGUUUGAAUCUAUUCAACCUGAUCAUAUUUUUACUCCUGCACCAGUUGCUGCAAAGUAUGUAACCAAACAUGGGUUGUCACCUCAUCUUCUUGUUCACAACAACGUUUUGUCCGAAUUCUCUAAUUGCAUUAAUUCUCCCAAUGGCCGCCCUUGUGUUGUACUUGCUGAUGCAGAGUCAGAUUUGGAUUUCAUAAAUAUGAACAAAGCAUUCCGUGUUUUACAUUCCUCUUCAAAUCCACUUUUGAUUACGUUGGGUAAUGGGAAGUUUUACCACCGUGCAGACCAAGGACCAUGUUUGGACACGGGUGCUUAUGCUUCAGCAUUAAAAUUUGCCGUUGAGGAUGCUGGAAGGUGUUGUGAGCAUCUUGUGAUUGGAAAACCAGAAGAAACUUACUUUAUGUCUGCAGUUGAUGAUCUUGGCUUGACAAAAGAACAGGUUGUAAUGAUUGGUGAUGACAUUUCUGGAGAUGUUGAUGGAGCACAAAAAGUUGGAAUCAAGGGGAUACAAGUUCGGACUGGGAAAUGGAGGCCGGAAUGGGAAAAACAUCCUACAAUCAAACCUGAACUUAUUGUUGAUAAUCUUUUGGAAGCUGUCGCACUUAUCUUGGAUAGUCAGCAAAGAAUUAAGAAUUAA
This is a messenger RNA of Meloidogyne enterolobii, 1248 nucleotides long. Lineage: Eukaryota; Metazoa; Nematoda; Chromadorea; Rhabditida; Meloidogynidae. The record is from the annotation of a GenBank genome assembly.